Elephantulus edwardii (Cape elephant shrew) is the source of this 1094-nucleotide messenger RNA. RefSeq names its product ribonucleotide reductase M2 B (TP53 inducible) (gene RRM2B). The record is from RefSeq and is a predicted model, not a curated record. Bases 18 to 1073 code for a protein of 351 amino acids. Gene Ontology annotation, biological process: deoxyribonucleotide biosynthetic process. Gene Ontology annotation, molecular function: ribonucleoside-diphosphate reductase activity, thioredoxin disulfide as acceptor. The transcript has 9 exons. Lineage: Eukaryota; Metazoa; Chordata; Mammalia; Macroscelidea; Macroscelididae. Gene Ontology annotation, cellular component: cytosol.
CCGACAGAGUCUGCGCGAUGGGCGAUGUGGACAGGCCGGAAGCGGCCAGGGCGGAGUUGCAUGAAAGGUUAUCUCCAGAAACGAACGGAAAUGAAGUGAAGUCAAAUGAAGAACCCCUUCUAAACAAGAGUUUACGCCGAUUUGUCAUCUUCCCAAUCCAGUACCCGGAUAUUUGGAAGAUGUAUAAACAAGCACAGGCAUCCUUUUGGACAGUGGAAGAGGUUGACUUAUCAAAGGAUCUCCCUCACUGGAACCGGCUUAAACCAGAUGAGAAGUAUUUUAUCUCUCACAUCUUAGCCUUUUUUGCAGCCAGUGAUGGAAUUGUAAAUGAAAAUUUGGUGGAACGUUUCAGUCAAGAGGUCCAAGUUCCAGAGGCUCGCUGUUUCUAUGGCUUUCAAAUUCUUAUCGAGAAUGUUCACUCAGAAAUGUACAGUUUGCUAAUAGAUACUUAUAUCAGAGAUCCCAAAAAAAGGGAAUUUUUAUUUAAUGCGAUUGAAACAAUGCCCUAUGUUAAGAAAAAGGCAGAUUGGGCUUUGAAAUGGAUAGCAGAUAGAGAAUCUACUUUUGGGGAAAGGUUGGUAGCCUUUGCGGCUGUAGAAGGAAUUUUCUUCUCUGGAUCUUUUGCUGCGAUUUUCUGGCUGAAGAAGAGAGGCCUUAUGCCUGGACUCACUUUUUCCAAUGAACUCAUCAGCAGAGAUGAAGGGCUUCAUUGUGAUUUUGCUUGUCUGAUGUUUCAGUACUUAGUAAAUAAGCCUUCAGAAAAAAGGGUCACAGAUAUUAUUGUUAAUGCUGUCAAAAUUGAGCAGGAAUUUUUGACAGAAGCCUUGCCAGUUGGUCUCAUUGGAAUGAAUUGUGUUUUGAUGAAACAAUACAUUGAGUUUGUAGCUGACAGAUUACUUGUGGAACUUGGAUUCUCAAAGGUUUUUCAGGCAGAGAAUCCCUUUGAUUUUAUGGAAAACAUUUCAUUAGAAGGGAAAACAAAUUUUUUUGAAAAACGAGUUUCGGAGUAUCAGCGUUUUGCAGUUAUGUCAGAAACCACAGAUAAUGUCUUCACCUUGGAUGCCGAUUUUUAAAAUCCUGCAGAUAUUAAAAAU